Molecule: messenger RNA, 5148 nt
Organism: Daucus carota subsp. sativus
Lineage: Eukaryota; Viridiplantae; Streptophyta; Magnoliopsida; Apiales; Apiaceae
Product: kinesin-like protein KIN-12D
Exons: 22
Coding region: 330-4499 (1389 amino acids)
Biological process (GO): microtubule-based movement
Molecular function (GO): ATP binding; microtubule binding; microtubule motor activity
Source: RefSeq, a predicted model, not a curated record
UUUCUCUUAUAAUUCUUUUUUAUUGCCAAGUAAGGAGAGCCUUUCUCCAUUUCAAAAUAACAUGAAAGCGCCACUGCAAUUUGAACCAACAGUCUCUCUAACAGACAGCCUUAUUUAUAGACACUGUGUGACUGUGUGCUUUCCUUGGUGCUGUCUGAACAAUUUUCAAGAACCAAGAAUUUGCUGAAGCUUCAAAAUUCAAAUUUCACUACAAUUUUCCUCAGGUACAAGCUUAAUUCAAGUUCUUUUUCAUUAAAAAUCCCAGUAAUUUUACUACCCACUUCAUUUUCUUGGCUAAAAAUCUGAUCUUUACAUUGUUUUUCUCAAGAAUGUUGCGAAACCUUCGAAAAAGUUCCAAUCUUGAGGAAAAAGAGAAUACCCAAGUGAAUAUUAACAUAAUUGUAGAUGAAGAAGUAGGUUUUAAGAGCACAAAAGUUUGUAAAACCCCUUUAAAGGCUAGCAAAAAUAGAAAUGUAGAUGCAAUGUUGCCACUAAAGACAUCCGAAAAGCAAGGGGUUUUAGCAGAGAAUUCAUAUGGGGUUGGUCAAAAGAAUGUAGUUAGCUCAAAUGUGUUUGAAAUGGGGAUUGAUUCGAUUCGAUAUAAUAAGAAUGGGAAUGGGGGUUUUGCUAAUGUGAUCACUCCUAUGCCAAGUAGAGCAAAUGGGAAAGGUAGUUUAAGUAAUUCGACACAAUGCACACCUAUUAAGAGUGUUAUUAGGCCUCCAAACCCGAAACUUUGUUUAACUGGUGGUGGAACUGGAGCUGCAUCUGUCGGUGGAGGUGCUAGGAUGGCUAAUUUUGAAGCAUUGUCUAAAGGGGUUCCGAUUUCUAGUAGUUCAUCGACUGUGGUUAACUCUAUUGAAGUUCCGCAAUUUGGUAUUAAGGAAGAUCCAUCCUUCUGGAUGGAUCACAAUGUGCAAGUACUGAUACGCGUUCGCCCCCUUAGUGGUGCAGAGAAAAGUAUGUUUGGUUAUAACAGGUGUCUGAAGCAAGAAAGUGCACAAUGUAUUACCUGGAUUGGACAGCCCGAAAGUCGAUUUACAUUCGAUCAUAUAGCCUGUGAAACCCUUGAUCAGGAAACGCUUUUUACUGCUAUUGGCCUGCCAAUGGUGGAGAAUUGCCUUUCGGGAUAUAACAGCUGUAUUUUUGCUUAUGGACAGACUGGAAGCGGUAAGACAUAUACAAUGCUUGGUGACGUCAAUAACCUAGGAGACAAGUCCAAUCCUGAUCGUGGAAUGACAUCACGUAUAUUUGAGUUUUUGUUUGCAAGAAUACAAGCAGAGAGAGAAAGCCGAAGGGAUGAAAGAUUGGUCUACAAUUUGAAAUGCUCCUUUUCAGAGAUAUACAAUGAACAAAUUACUGAUCUUCUUGAUCCUUCUUCCACUAAUUUGCUACUCCGUGAGGAUACAAGGACAGGUAUAUAUGUUGAAAACCUCUCGGAAUAUGAAGUGCAAACUGUUGGUGACAUUUUAAAGCUUCUUAGUCAGGGUUCGGCAAAUAGAAAAGUAGCUGCAACAAACAUGAAUAGGGAAAGCAGCCGUUCACACAGUGUCUUUACAUGUGUGAUUGAGAGUAGGUGGGAAAAGGAUUCUAUGCCCUAUCUACGGUUUGCAAGGUUGAACCUUGUUGAUCUUGCCGGUUCAGAAAGGCAGAAAACUUCUGGUGCUGAGGGAGACCGUCUCAAGGAAGCAGCUAAUAUAAACAAAUCAUUAUCUACACUGGGUCACGUCAUUAUGCUUCUUGGAGAUGUAGUACAUGCUAAGACAAAGCAUGUUCCUUAUAGAGAUUCAAAACUGACAUUUCUUCUUCAAGAUUCAUUGGGCGGAAACUCAAAGACAAUGAUUAUUGCCAAUGUCAGCCCCUCUAUCUGCUGUGCUGCUGAAACACUGAACACCUUAAAGUUUGCACAACGAGCAAAACUAAUCCAAAAUAACGCUGUAGUAAACGAAGAUUCACCUGAAGCUGUAACUGCAUUAAAAUACCAGAUUCACCUUCUAAAGGAGGAACUUCUUGUAUUCAAAAAGCAAAAUGUGGCUCGAUCUCUUACAUUUGGUUCAACAUCCAUUGGAGAUACAAGGCAAGAAAUUGGCAGUGCUUGCAUCAAUAAGGAACUUGAAGUGGGUUGUCAGAAUAAGGGAGGUUCAUCAACGCUGGAGUCCAAUUUGAAGGCCACGUCUUUUAAUGAACAACUUUUUGAGGCUGUUCAGCAGGAGAAUGAAGAGAUGCAUAAAAUUCUUUCGAGUCAGACACAAGAAGUUGUCGAUUUACAGCUGGAAUCGGAUAUUCUGAAGAUCAUGUUGCAAGAAGAGAGGUCUCUUCGUCGUGACCAGGAGAAUAAAGCACUUUGCUUGGACAGGAAUCUUGAGUUGGCUGAAGAAAAAGCUGCACAACUAAUCAACCAAUAUGAGAAUAUAAAGGACGAGCUCAGAGUAGCAAAAUCACUUAUUGAAGAUCUAGAGUCUCAAAAGCUUGCAUCCUCUAGGGAAAUGGAGGAUCUUUGGAAUAGUAGCAACCACUAUGCGGAUAAAUCGACUGAAAUCUCUUUGUUGAAAAACAAAGCUUUAAAUCAGGUGAAUCUGUUCUCUUCCAAACUUCCUAAAUCUGAAGAAUCUAAUUUAGAAGUUCAGUUCACAAAGAUGCAUAAUUGUCUUGAAGAAGUAAGGAGGUUGAAUACGUGGCACCAUAAUGAAUUUUCACCUCACGGAUCGAAUGAGAAUGGAAUUGAUGAAGUUCUAAGGCAGGAUCGAGCUGCAACCGCCAAGCUGAUAGUUUGCUUGCAAGGUGAACUUAGCAUUCUCCAGCAGCAAGUUCAAGAGAGUUACCUAAGAGAGAUAGAAACAGAAGGCAAGUUCACAAUUUUAAAUAUUGAGCACAAUGAGUUGCACAAAAAGUUAGAAGCUGUUACUCAAAAUAAUAGAAGUUUAGUUGAAAAGAUUGACGAGAAAGAUAAAGAAUAUAAAUCAUUGUCUGAUAUGCUGGAAUCAAUGACAACUGAGAUUGAAGCUGUUCUUUCUUGUGGGCAGAAGGCUCUCGAAGAUGCCACUGAUCAGAUUGAUGAUAUCUCUGGUUCUUUACCUCAAAGAAGAAAAUUGGUGUCUGAACAACUGAGCAGGAUGACAAGAAGCAUAUCUGAAAAGGAGUUCAUGAUUGAAGAACUCACUCGCUAUCUGGAGGAUGCAACUACUAGAAGAAGUGAAAUGGAGAGCAUGUUGAGAUCCUUGAGAGGAGCAGCUCUGGUUAUAACUCAAGAACACCAACAAAAUUUCAGGGAAAAGGAGAAAGAAUUCAUUCUUUUGACGUCAGAACUGAGUGAGAAAAUAUCGAUCAUAGCAGAGUUGGAGAACAAAUUGAAGCGUGUAGAGGAAGCGCGAAGGGAAGCAUCAUUGUGUGCCACUGCUGCUUUUCUUGUUGUAAGCAGAUUGACUGAGAAGAACUGUGAAAACCUAAAUGCAUUGAAGAAUAAAGAUAUUCAGCUUAUAGAAUCCAUAGAAUUAAGCAUGAAGAAAGAUGUUUUUCUCCAUAGUAAAUUUGUAGAAAAUGGACAGAAACAAACAUGUUUUCCCAGAAGCAACCUAGAAGUGGCACACUUGCAACUGUGCGGAGCACUGAAACAUGUCAGUGAUAUGGAACAAAACCUUAAACAAGUUGAAAAAAUUAACAUUAUGAAGACACCGAAGAUCCUUGCAGUGUUAAAAGAUUACUUAUUAACUCUUGAAUCAUGGCUUAAGCAUAAUGUUGAUGUAUUAGAAUAUGAGGAUGAGAAGCUUAUACUUGAUCUAUCUGCCAAGGAGAUUGAGGUUCUUGUUUUGGCAUCAGAACUAGAACAAAUGGCUUUUGAUAAAUUCAGAUUGCAAACAGAGCAUGCAAGAUCUUUUACUGUUCUAGAAAAAGUUACAGAAGACCUGGUACUAACAUAUUUAGAUGCGGAGUUGAAAGACUGGAUCUUGCUUGACAUGGAAAGUGAGGUUACUAGUCUUCUAAAUGUAGUUGCUGUAACAAAAUCAGAAGUAAACAAAAGAAACUCGGAAAUUACAGAGAUAUUAAAGGUAAAAGAGGAUUUUGAGCAAGAACUUAAGCUACUGAAGAAUGUUGGUUCUUCAGAUGAUGAUUUGAGAAAAGAAAUCGGGGGAGUGACAAAAGCAAAUAUGAGACUGUCAUCCAAGAUUGCUAAACUUAAACAUGAAUAUGAAAAAUCAUUGGAUGACAUGCAAGUGUCUUCUAAUGAGGAAGGAAGAAGGCUUCAAGAAGCUCUCUAUCAUAUCCAAGUUCUUGAGCAAGAGAUAGCUGCUAAAGAUAGAGAGCCUGCGAAUAAUGACAAGCUUGCUGCUGGGAGACCUCCCAUUGUUAAGCUUAAAACUUUGGGUGUAAAUGGACAGGAGAUAUUAAUGCUUGACUCAAGUAUAGCAGCUGCAAAGAGCUUAACACAUGAUGUAUUGUGUGAUUUACGGGACCUUAAGUCAGACAUUUGCGGAUAUAUGUCAUCACUGGAUAAGCAUUAAGCAUGAAACAGAAGACUUGACGUUAUUAGUGUUGAAGUUUAUGGUAAGGAUCAGGAGGUUAUCAAGCUGAAGGAGUAAGUAAGCUAGUCGAGUAAAGCAGUAUGAAGGUGAUGGAACAUGAAUCUGAAGCUAGGCCACCACAGUAUCCUACCAUUCAAAAGAAGCUUAAAGCAUUGUAGCAUAAGGAUUGCCACUUGCUGCUAAGGACACUGAUAGGACUUUUCGAAGGCAAUAGAAAGCUAAAGCUGCACCUUGCUGAAAGCUGCGGAUCAAGAACGGUACAUAUGGGUUUAUAAGGAUCAUAUCAGAUUUUCCAAACAGAUUCCGAGUUCAGCACCAUGCUGAGAGUCACCCAUCAUCAUUCAUCAACAAAGCAUAGAUCCAUCAUCCAUAUUUGGAAGGAUGUCAACUGAAAACAUUUACCAGAGGGAUAAAUCAGUCGAUCAAUCUCAAUGCGCAAACCUUUGUGCUCGUCAUUAUGAAACUGCUAAAUAAAAUUCUGCAAAGCUGACAUCUGCAUCACUGGGGUAAACUACUUCAGAAGCGAGUUUCGGUGAAUUACUCAAGGGAAAUGACUAGAUUGUACUAUGAUUUCGACAGUGUGAUGUAAUUACUGAACUAAUUAUAUUUCAGAAUUAGUGUUAUGGUC